UCGCUCAGCCCUCGGCUACUCUUGUCGAGCUCUCACCUCGAUUGGUCGAGCCUGAACCGUCAUGGCUGCGCCCGUGUAACCUGGAGCUACCGCGGAGCGGACCGUGGCGGCGCGGGCCCGCCGAGUCAGGAGUCACCAUGCUGCGGGCCGCGUGGCGUGCGCUGAGCUCCGUUCGUGCCCAGGCGGUGACACAGGCCCCAGUCCCUGCGCUGAGGGGCGGAAGCAGCGCCAGUCUGCCCUCGGCACGCUGCGGCCUGCAGCCUCCGAGUCUGCUGCAUGCCGCGCGUGCAUACGCCAUCCAGAAACCAGUCCAGCCCAAGCAAGAUGAUGAACCACCCUCUUCCACAUUCAUCAAAGAAUACAAGAACAUCAUCCCCAACAUGGAGAAGGUUGAUGAUGUUGUGAAAAGAAUCUUGUCUUUGGAAAUGGCCAGCAGGAAAGAGAAGUUAAAAAUCAAGCAAGAACAAUUGAUGAACAAGAUUGCGGAAAACCCUGAGGAUUCGAGAACGUUGGAGGCUCGAAUUGUUGCCUUGACUGUGAGGAUCCACAAUUAUGAAGAACACAUGCAGAAACAUCGAAAGGACAAAGCCCACAAACGCCAUCUGCUGAUGAGCAUCGACCAGAGGAAAAAGCUGCUCAGAAUCCUCCGCCAGACUAACUAUGACGUCUUCGAAAAGACAUGCAAGGAGCUGGGGGUGGAAUAUACCAUACCCCCUCUGCAUUUCCAAAAGGUUCACCGCCGCUUCCUGGCCAAGAAGGCUCUGUGCAUUCGGGUUUACCAGGAGGUGCAAAAGCUGAAGAAGCAAAAAAUGGCCUUAAAAGCAGCUGCAGUGGCUGCCAAAAAACAAAAAAAUGAGGGGGUCCCAGAGAACCCCUCAAAUGCCCUACCAGAGAAGACCACAGUGAACUAAUAAAGUCUUCCCCCUGAAGAGCGA
Molecule: messenger RNA, 935 nt
Organism: Mastomys coucha (southern multimammate mouse)
Lineage: Eukaryota; Metazoa; Chordata; Mammalia; Rodentia; Muridae
Gene: Mrps15
Product: mitochondrial ribosomal protein S15
Exons: 8
Coding region: 138-911 (257 amino acids)
Biological process (GO): translation
Cellular component (GO): ribosome
Molecular function (GO): structural constituent of ribosome
Source: RefSeq, a predicted model, not a curated record